This is a messenger RNA of Haliotis rufescens (red abalone), 5079 nucleotides long. RefSeq names its product inner nuclear membrane protein Man1-like. Lineage: Eukaryota; Metazoa; Mollusca; Gastropoda; Lepetellida; Haliotidae. The transcript has 14 exons. Gene Ontology annotation, biological process: nuclear envelope organization; negative regulation of BMP signaling pathway. Gene Ontology annotation, molecular function: chromatin DNA binding. The record is from RefSeq and is a predicted model, not a curated record. Bases 15 to 2141 code for a protein of 708 amino acids. Gene Ontology annotation, cellular component: nuclear inner membrane.
GGUCAUCGAUCAACAUGGCGGAGAAGAUAACGGACCGAGAACUCGUGGAGGAACUGAAGCGGUUUGGAGAAACAGUGAGUCUGCCAUUUAAGCUGGGCAAGCGGCAGAUAUACAUUAAAAAGCUGAAUCAUCACAAAUCUAAGGCAAAUAGUGGAGAUCAGACAACCAGGAAGUCCUCAAAGCGUGCACACCUCGAUGUUUUGAGCUCCGAUGAUAGCGACUUCGAAAGCGCGGGUCAGACUGACCGACAGAGAUCCAAGAUCGUUAGUGGAGUAUCCAAGUCACUUAGACGCAGAUCUACGGCAAACACACCCAUCACACCCCCAAAACCUAAACCAUCUAGCAACAGAGUGUCGUUAGGACGGCCAAGUUUGCGGUCCAGGAAAUCCGAACAACAAACAGACGACUCGCCUCGUAUCACGAAAUUAGAAGCACGUCAAUCUACAUCACGAUUGUAUCCCGAUUUGAGUGACCUGAACGCAUCUGGCAGCCUUGGAAACAGAUCCAGAAUAAACGAGACAUUUGAGUCGUCUGACUCCGAUCUGGAAGAAAGUACAUACGAGGUUGAGAACAAGUCUGUGAACACGACAUUUACCAUUGAAAGCAACAACAGUUUAAAUGAUGGCAGGUCGCCGAAUAGGUCGCAUCAGACAAAGUCCAACACAACUUACUCAAAUCAUGUCACCCCAGUCACACAUGCUAACUCCAAACGUCACACAACAAAUCAUACAUCAUCCAAGCAUGUGAAUGACUCGAAGAAAAAUUACAAACUCUACCCUGAGCAUGUGUCUGGAGGUUUGCUAGUUAUUGUUGGAGGGUUCUUCCUGGUCCUGGCUGUCAGUUACCUCUUUGUAAGGAAAGAUGUCAUCUUAGCAUGGUACAGCGGGAUCGGAGAUGUGAAAGCAGCUCCAAAGAGUACUUAUCUUCUUUGUCUGGACACAACUGAGGGUUGUUAUGGAGAGCCGGUUGUGGAGAAGACGAUGAUUGUCAUUCGGGAUUUGUAUGACGUGUUAAGCAGUAAGAAAGGGUUAGUAGUGUGUGGCUCUGCUGAGGAGUGGGAGAAGAACAUGUCUGUGGAACAGUUCAGAACUUACGUGAAGAACAUCAAGAACAAUGAUGUGGUACGUAAAGGCGAGAAUAUUGAGGAGUUGGUGAAGUCCUGCCUGGAUCACAUUGUGUUGAAUCCACACUGGAACAUUAGAGCAGUGGACAAGGAAGGAGAAGACACCAGGACACGACAGUACAUCAAGCACUUGGAAUCAAAUGUUGCCUCCAUGGCGCUCCUAUGUCGCCUUCAGAGGUCCUUCUACCGGGUCACAGGGGCUCUCACCAUCUUAAUCAUUGGCUGUGUGCUGGUGUUCAUGCUGCUGAAGUACCUCAAGUGGCGGAGUCUGGCGAAGGAGCAGGAACUGAGACAUGUGUAUGCCAUGGUGGAUGAGAUCAUAGAUAUUCUCAAAAGACACCAUGAUGUGACACAAGGGGAGAACGGGAGUCACAAUCAGUUUCUGGCCGUGCAGCACGUGCGAGACCAGUUGCUGCCUCCGUCUCGGAGGAAGGAGCUGCAGCCUGUCUGGGAUAAGGCGGUCCUGUUCAUUGAGAAGAAUGAAUCUCGCAUCCGUCUAGAAGAACAAACCAUUGAGGGAGAGGAGUUCCGAGUCUGGAGAUGGAUACAUAAUUCUCCAAAUGGCGGCAAAGUUUGGCAAGGUCAAGCCUUUGGUGAACACAAUGACGACAGCUCCAACACUGUGAUGUAUUGUCCAACGCCAUGUCUGAAGAUCCGCAACAUGUUUGAUGCCGACGUUGAGGGCGAGGAUCCUGCAUGGGAGGUCAAUAUUCAGGACGCCCUGCUGGAGAAGUGCAAGAACAUUGACAGCAUCUUUCACAUCUUUGUCGACAAGGAAUCAAGGGAGGGCUGUGUCUACAUGAAGUGUUCCUGUUGUGAGGCUGCUGGCCGGGCAAGACAGGCUCUGCAUGGAUGGUGGUUUGACCGUCGCCUUGUGACUGUCCGGUACCUGAAGUUGGAUUACUACCAUAACAGAUUUCCAGACUCGGUCAACAUGAAGAAUCCACUCCUCCCAUCAACCAAUCAGAUGUCCUCACUCUCUCAACCAUUUUACAGAUCUUCUCUUGAAAUGACCUAAUAAGGUCAUUUUAGUGUCAUGUGAUCAACUGAAGUGUGCCUUCUGGGUUAUUCAAUGUGGUUUGGCAGUUGUGAUUGGUUGACAGUCCAUGUCUUAUGUAAACAAUUGGCCCAGUAAUUUUCACAACAUAAAUUUAUGGCCAUUCAUGGAUCUUUGUGACAUAGAUGGAUGUCUGGUCCAGUCUAAAGAUCCGGACAUGGUUGCCGGUUGCCAAGCAACCAAUGAAUCCCCGCCUAUACAGGUCAAACACACUGAUGUAGUUGUCGGAGGCAGAACAUUUAUCUAUCUCUCCUUGUUACCAUGGUUACCGUUAGAACGCACAUUGUUUCCAAUAAGAACUUUAAGGGGGACUAAGCUCGGGCAAACUAGCAGUCCUCAUUUAAUUCAAGUCAAUUAAACACCAUUCUAGUUAUAUGCUAACCCCAAGUGUAUGAUGUACAUCAAGCUUGCAGUUAAUGGGUACUUUAAAUGCCCUCACAAGCACUGGUUACUUCGAGACCUAGAACAUGGGUCCCAAGCCGUGGAGCAUCGUCCCCAUCUUAAGCCAAAUACCAUGAUAGCUUAAAUUCUGUGGAUAGCUUAUUUAAUAGUGCCCUGGAUUCUUACUGUCACAAUAUGGCUGGAAUUGUAACUCACUCACCCUAGAUUCUACCAUGACAACGUGAUUUCUUAGUGAUUGUGAUGCCGUGAUAUAACAGGAAUACUGUUCCAAGCGGUGUUAAACAUGAUUUCUUAGUGAUUAUGACUCCGUGAUAUAACAGGAAUACUGUUCCAAGCGGUGUUAAACAUGAUUUCUUAGUGAUUAUGAUGCCGUGAUAUGACAGGAAUACUGUUCAAGGCGGUGUUAAACAUGAUUUCUUAGUGAUUAUGACGCCGUGAUAUAACAGGAAUACUGUUCCAAGCGGUGUUAAACAUGAUUUCUUAGUGAUUAUGACGCCGUUAUAUGACAGGAAUACUGUUCAAGGCGGUGUUAAACAUGAUUUCUUAGUGAUUAUGACACCGUGAUAUGACAGGAAUACUGUUCAAGGCGGUGUUGAACCCAACUCACAUUCUCACUUUAGUGAUUACGUUUCAAUCAUCAUGUCAGGACCUCACUGUAGCUUGUAUAAUCCUGGAAUAUUUAUCAGAAUGUAUAUGUGAGUUUUUACGUGAUUAAUGCAAACGUGUAUGCGAGGCAAAUCGUCAUCUGGUGUUGAGCCCUGUUUAUUACAGCCAUUUUAGGCGGCAACUGUUAAAGACCUGUGUUAUAAAAGGAUCAUAGCUUGAAAACUGCUGGGGGUAUGGGUGACCCAGUCAUCUAAGGCAUCACAAUUCGCUGUGCAGAGUUCUGUCCCUUAGGCAUGCCAGAAAAAUGUGAUUGUGGGUUUCGAAUCCCGGUUCGUCUUUCUAGGUUUGUCAGCCCAUAUACCUACUGGUGGGUUUCACCAAAGUCGUAGACGUUUGAGACCUGCCUCUUUAAAGGCUUUUCUCCCACAUUAAGCUGACACGCCGUGAUGUAACUGGAAUACUGUUCAAAGCCAACAGAUUAACUUACUAAGAUUGAUUUCUUAAACAGAGCCUUCAUUAACUGGGGUCAGCAGGUUUGUUAAUAUUGCACUAAGGGAGACAACUCACUUUACUGGGUAAAAUUUGGCUGCAGGUGAAAGUGUGCAGGGUCUGAAAUACUUCAAUGCAAUUUGUUUGCUUUGUCAGUAGCUGGUGUGUCAGUGUCUUGAGAGCAUUCAAGGGUUCACGAAGAGUUCAAGACCAGUAGGGUUGACAGAAGUCAAGUCUAGUGGGGUUGACCAUGAGGCCAGACCAGUGGGGUUGACUGAGAAAUUAAGUCUAGUGGGGUUGACAGAGAAGUCAGUCUAGUGGGGUUGACCAUGAGGCCAGACCAGUGGGGUUGACCGAGAAGUCAGUCUAGGGGGGUUGACAGAGAAGUCAAGUUAAGUGGGGUUGACCAAGAGGCCAGACUAGGGGGGUUGACCAAGAGGCCAGACCAGUGGGGUUGACUGAGAAAUCAAGUCUAGUGGGGUUGACCAAGAGGCCAGACUAGGGGGGUUGACCAAGAGGCCAGACUAGGGGGGUUGACCAAGAGGCCAGACCAGUGGGGUUGACUGAGAAAUCAAGUCUAGUGGGGUUGACAGAGAAGUCAGUCUAGUGGGGUUGACCAUGAGGCCAGACCAGUGGGGUUGACUGAGAAAUCAAGUCUAGUGGGGUUGACCAAGGAUCCAAGUCCAGAUUGCCCACAGCUGCAGUUAUUGUGAAGUUAAAAACAACAAAUACUGUUUCCUGAAAUACAAGGUUGACAAUAAAAACACUUUUCCAGUAAUUAUUCAACAUGUUGAAUCAUUGGACAGAAAAAUCAGAUGUAAUUGUAAUUUCUAAUUGAGACAGUAGUGAAAUCUGAUGAGGAACUGGUGAAGUUACAUCAAUUCCAAGAUAAGCAGACGCCUUCAGUAAAAUUGACCUUGAAAGAUGAACAGGUUUAAUACUUUAGCCUGCCUGGAGUCCCACCAUGCAGUAUGUCUCAAGGCGUGAUACGCAUGGCUGGGGCUAUGUGAAUAGAAGACCCCCUAGCCACCGCAAGACCCAACUCGCGGUUCCAAUACUGUUGUGUCCGUCGUAAGACAAGUCUUGAGCAGGUUCCAAUACUGUUGUGUCCGUCGUAAGACAAGUCUUGAGCAGGUUCCAAUACUGUUGUGUCCAUCGUAAAACAAGUCUUGAGCAGGUUCCAAUACUGUUGUGUCCGUCGUAAGACAAGUCUUGAGCAGGUUCCAAUAUUUAUUCAGGAAUCGUGCACAGCAUCUGAGAUGGCUGACCCCGGCGAGCACAUGUUUUGGUUUGGUUUGUUGUUUUACGCCACACUCAGCAAUAUUGCAGCUAUAUGACGGCGGUCUGUAAAAUAAUCGAGUCUGGACCAGACAAUCCAGUGAUUGACAUCAUGAACAUCGAU